This is a messenger RNA of Rubroshorea leprosula, 1225 nucleotides long. The record is from the annotation of a GenBank genome assembly. NCBI's taxonomy places the organism in Eukaryota, Viridiplantae, Streptophyta, Magnoliopsida, Malvales, Dipterocarpaceae.
UCUCCUUUUCUCUUCUGAAAUCAGUUGCAGAUACCGUAAUCGCCAUGGUAGAAUCCAAACCUUCUCGUCGCAUUUCCGUUCAUCAAGCUCUCGGCGGCGGCUCAGUUGCUGACUUGCUUUUGUGGAGAAAAUGGUUUGGAGGGGUUAUGUUGCUGGUGUCUGCAUCUACCAUGUGGUUCCUCUUCGAAAGAGCGGGUUAUAAUUUCUUGUCUCUUCUGGCUAAUGUUUUGUUGCUCUUUAUUGUCGCCCUUUUCUUCUGGGCCAAAUCAGCUUCCCUUCUCAACAGACCUCUGCCUCCCCUUCCUAAUUUGGAAAUUUCUGACGAGACUGUUGUUCUAGCUGCUGAUGAGAUGCAUGUGUGGAUCAAUUGUGCAUUGUUGAUUGCACGCGAUAUUGCAAUUAAUAGAAACGUGAAACUUUUCCUUCAGGUUGCCUGUGGCUUGUGGUUAGUAUCUUAUAUUGGUACUCUCUUCAACUUGCUCACUCUGGUUUAUAUUGGAGUUCUUCUUAGUCUCUCAGUUCCAGUGUUAUAUGAAAAGUUUCAAGACCAUAUAGACACAAAACUGUGUGUAACACAUAGAAUCAUCCAAACACAGUACAAGAAGAUUGAUGAAAACGUCCUUAAGAAGAUUCCACUUUCCUUAAACAAAGAGAAGAAGAUUCAGUAGCUUGCUACAAUUCAACAAUUUGGUCCACAUGACAUUUGCAACCUUAAAGCUUUUAACUUGGAAGCAGUUUUGGUCAGUAACCUGCCAAUGAAAGAACACAAGAACAUUUGUCACCUUGUUUUGGGGUUACUUUGAGAUAAUAUUCUCAUAUCUGGAUGAGUCAAUUGGCACCUGGGCAUUAUAUUUAGGUUAAUGGGUUAAGCCAUAUGGGCAUGGAAAUUGGAUUUCGAGGUGUGGAGUUUUGAGGUUCUUUUUGCUGGGGUGCUGCCAUCAAUUUGCAUAUUCUAUUCCGCUUAAUGCAGUCGUAAUCUAUAUGAGAAGGAUUGACCCUAUUGCUUCUAUGCUUGUGAAAAGUCUGAAAUUAUUUUGUUUUCCUCUUCCUCCCCUGCAAAACCCAUCUUCUUGAUUAAGUUUUGGUACUGUAGAUUAUAAACAUGGUUUGUGCUUUAAAAAUGUUCUUUUCCACUUAACAAAGAUGAGCUCCAAUGUUUGGCAAGCUGUGCAAUGGGCCAUUGUUAUGGCCACAUGGAAAUUUUGCUAGGACUACACAUUUUACU